Pseudo-nitzschia multistriata is the source of this 1690-nucleotide messenger RNA. Lineage: Eukaryota; Bacillariophyta; Bacillariophyceae; Bacillariales; Bacillariaceae. The record is from the annotation of a GenBank genome assembly.
GCUCCACCUCCGUUUUCGAAACCAUACCAGCAUUUCUUCUUUCAAAGAACCCUCGAAUUGUUUGUCGUUGAGCACUUUCCGAUACCAUGCCCAAAGCAAAGAAAUUAAGAGCACCGGCACUUGUGUCACAGCAGGUUCGCCAUGAACCGCUCGGACAGGUAAUCGAAGGAGAUUCCCAGCGGGGAAGCAAGUAUGCUCCCAGCACCAGUCGUCGCAAACGACGAAAGGACCAAGUGGGGGAAGGAGAAUUUCUCGAUGAAAAGACGUCGCGAAAAAUUUUGGAUAUGAGUCGGGAACAGCAGAUCGAAGAAGAAAUCGAGGAACAGCGAUCUUGGCAUCAGAAGAAUCGACGCCAACAAGAGCAACAAGCGAUUGGCAAGAAAAUGCUGGACGACAGCGACGACGAGGAAGAGGAAGAAAUCGAAGAAAUAAUUCUAGAGGAGGGUGAAGAAGAGUAAGUCGGCUGUUCUGGUUCCAUCCAUUCGAAGCAAAUGGUUCGUUGCACACCACACUGUCCUUUGCACCCAUUUUGUUUCUGAUGAUGUUGUUUUCGAAACACUUUGUCGCGGCGACCGUUUUUUUCUUUAGCUACAUCGAAAACGACCAAGGAUACGUAAAUCUAAAAGAUGGAGCACUAGGCUUAUCGGCAGAAGACGAAGCAAUCGUGGCAGCCAUGAACUCCGGUGGAGGCAUCGAAGAGCGGAAAACACUGGCGGACAUUAUCAUGGAAAAAAUUGCCGAAAAGGAGGGUGAAAAGCACGGGGACAUGGACGAAGACGACGAAGAAGGCCUCCCACCCCUUCCCGAAAAAGUGGUCGAAGUCUAUACCGACAUUGGGAAGAUUCUCAGCCGCUACACCUCCGGAAAGCUUCCGAAGGCCUUCAAAGUCAUUCCGUCGCUCAGCAAUUGGGAACAGGUUCUUUACCUGACACGACCGGAUCUGUGGACGCCCCAUGCCAUGUAUGCUGCCACUCGGAUCUUCGCUUCGAAUCUUAGUCCCAAACUGGCACAACGGUUUUACUACUUGGUGCUGCUGGAUGCCGUGAGAGCCGAUAUUUACCAGAACAAAAAGUUGAAUUACCACUAUUAUAUCUCCCUGAAGAAGGCCGUGUACAAGCCAGCGGCCUUCUUCAAAGGCAUCCUGCUUCCAUUGUGCAAGGAAGAGUGCACGCUUCGGGAGGCCGCGAUUGUCGCUUCCGUGUUGCAGCGAGUCUCCAUUCCGGUCCAUCAUUCCGCGGUUGCCAUCCAUAAACUGGCCCAGAUGAAAGAGUACAACGGCGCGGCGUCUAUAUUUAUCAGAACGCUCUUGAACAAAAAGUAUGCACUCCCCGUGCCCGUCAUCGGGUCGCUGGUUCGUCACUUCGCUUCCUUCCUCCACGACGAGCGCGACCUGCCCGUCCUGUGGCACCAGGCCUUGCUCACCUUCUGCCAACGCUACAAAAACGAAAUCCAGGACCAAGCGCGGGAGUCCCUGCGGCUGGUUAUGAAGGCUCACUUUCAUCACAAGAUCACACCCGAGAUUCGCAGAGAACUGUUUGGAGCAUCGGCCUGGAAGGACGAGCGAGCUGCGGCUUCCACCCAAGGCGGAACCAGCAUGGUCAUGUAAUCUUUGUUUGUUGCGACUUGUUCGCUUACGAACGCCGAAUUUGUUUGGACCUUCGGCGUGGACGAAUGAAUGAGCUGCUGCUUC